AUGUGCGGUCUUUUCAUUCUACGAGAGAAAAGUGGGGUUUUGUUUAGGAACAAUCCUGCAAAUAAUCCAAGAGGUGAAAUUCUUUCAAUAUGCUCUUCGAAAUCCGAUUCAACUGGUAACGGUAGAUCCACAAUAUCAAAUCAGAUAUCUGCUUAUCAUUUUUCUCCGGGCGGCUAUAAAUUAUAUUUUGCAUUAAAUUCAGGUGAUUUAUACUGCUUGGACUUUGCGAAGAACUGGUAUCAAUUAAUAGCUUCGUUGAAUCGGGGUAUUACAUGUAUAUGUUUAUGCGAACCACGUGGAUAUGUCCUUCUGGGUUUGAAUGAUAACAGCAUCAGAAUCUUAGACGAGGAGUCCGGGAAAGAGAUUAAUUCUUUGAGUGGUCACACGUACAGAAUCUCUUAUAUAUCAGUUCAACCAGUUUCUGGUCGUUAUGGAUUAUCUACUGCCCUGAGUGAAACAAUAUUAUGGGAUCUCGACACUAGCACAUGUCGUUGCAGGUUACAUAUUGGCCAAAAAGUGAACAUGGUUUCAGUAACUUUCAUUCCACCUCGUGGUGAGCAAAUUGUAUCCUGUUUUCAAGAUGGAUCCAUUUAUGUUUGGAGUACAGAUUCUCUUCAGUGUUUGUUAAGGCUUAGUAACAGUGAUUAUCCGAAUCAACUGUAUAGAACAAUUACAUUUACCAGCAAAGGUCAUUAUUUAUUUGCAGCUGGUCGUUCACCAUUUGUCUACUUAUGGGAUCUAAAAGGAUAUGUAAACUGUUUAAGUCAAGACAGUCCAGAUGUAGAUCAUUCCAAUUCAAAUAAUCGGUUUUUACGAGAGUUAAUUAAACUUCCUGAACCAAUUAAAUCAGUUCGUCGAAUUGAAUGGAUCCCUAAAUCUUGUUUGAUUGAUUUUAACCAAUUUAACCAUGAUUCUAUGAUAUGUGAUGAGUUAUCUGGUCUACUACUAUUACUUGGCACUGAUAAACGUUUACGUCUUUUGAUACGAACCCGCGAAAAUUCUAGAAAAUCAUUAGCUUGCACAGAAAAUUUGCCAAAGCAUCAACUGUCAAAGAACUCAACUCCUAUCUAUUGGAAAUGCUUGUUUACAUUUGGAUGUGGUUCAUUAGAAGACCCACUGUUAUCAUCAUUUAGUUUACCGGCUUACAGUAUUUUAGAUCUCUCUGAGUGCCAGGGAAAAGAACGGAAUAAAUCUUUCAAUUGUCAUUCACUAUUGGCUAUUCUUGAUGAUCAUGGCUUAUUACACAUAAAUGAUCUUUCAAUAGUAAUAAGCUUCCUCAAUAGUUCAUCAAUACCUGUAAUUAAAGUGAAAAAUGAGAUUUCAAAUGAAAAGUCUUCCCUCAAGCACAUAGAAAACAAUACGAGAAACGACUUUCCAACUUUUAAAAUGUCUACAAGUUAUAAUAAACAUAUAUGUACAACAAAUCCAGGUCCAUUACACAAAAAAGACCCUACCAUUGGUUUUUUGGAUCGCAAACGUUUACGUUUAUUACUUAGAGAAUUUGGGAAAUUUCCAAAUAAAUAUCGGUUAUUCAUUUGGCGUUCCGUUUUGCAAAUCCCAUGCAAUACCCAAGCUUUUAGCAUUCUACAGAAGAAAGGUAUUCAUCCAGCUUAUGAUUUAUUAUCUACGCGAUAUCCUAUGCGGAGUCAAAGAUUGUUGAAAGCCCUGCAAAAAACUUGUUCGGCAUUGGCUUAUUGGUGUCCAUUGUUUGGUGAAACAGAUUGGUUACCGUUGUUUGUUUUUCCUUUUCUAAAAUUACAUCAGAAUAAUCUGUUGCAUGCAUUUGAAGUUGCAGCUACAGUACUGAUCAAUUGGUGCGAAUUGUAUCGUCAUUUUGUGCAAUAUAACAUUACGACCGAGAUUUAUGCUUGGCCGCUUCUGCAAACUGGUCUAAGUGAAGUGUUUAAUGAAGAUGAAUGGUUAUGUCUCUGGGAUUCAUUAAUAUGUUAUUCACCUAGUCUAUUACUUGCUGCGGUUGCAAGCUAUUCUAUUUGCGCUCGAGGACCACUUCUUAUGGUUCAGAAUACUGAUACAAUUGAAGCAUACUACCAUAGUCAAAGUACUUUACCAAUAUCGAAUAUUAUUGAGCGUGCUCAUCAAUUACUUACUUCAAUACCUUCAGAUAUACAUCCAGAAAAAUUAUUGUCUUCGCUUAUACAAACGGAUACUCAAAAUAAAAACAAAGAAAAUACUUGCCUACCUUUUCAACCACUGACAAGUCCAUACUAUCCAAUAAUCACUCGUUAUCCUAAAUUCAUUGUAAAUUAUCAUAUACAAGAACGUGAACGUAUACGAGAGGAAGAAAAAGAAUAUCUCAGGCAAAAAGCUACGAUCGAAGACAUGCAACGUCGAGCUCAAUUAAUGACGAAUGAAGAACACAAUUGGUAUCGCCAGCAGCAGUUACUUUUAGAUGCUGAGGACCAUCGAAGGACGUUAUUAGCUGAAGAAGAAAAUAAGCUACGUGAACAACGGAAAAGAUUAAAUGCAUUGAUUCGCGAAGUGAAAUUACAUGAAUUAAGCUUAGCUGAAGAAUCUCGUUGUCAUUUUAGACAACUCGAUAUUCGACGUCGCCAAUGUGAAUUAAACAAGUUAGAGCAAGAGUUAACUCGAUUGACUAAUUGCCGUAUCGAUGAAAUAGAUGCAGCUACUUACGCUGCAGAAUUAGCUGACUUACGGGAAAAACUACACCAGAGGCGUGCAGAAACUUUAGCUAUCAUAAAUGAACAGCUACAAUCACGUGACAGAAAUCAACCACCAAACAAAGAAUGUCUUUUUCUAACAAGCUCUCCAGAUACCAAUGAGUCAAUUACACAUGAUAGAUAUCUUGAGAGAAAUGUUAAUGAAGUUCAUUCACACAGUCCAGACUACGUGAAAACGUCAGUUGAUUCUGAUGUGGCAAAGUCAAACCUAAAACGUAACAGUUCGUAUAAUAAGAAUUUACAUAAUCAAUCAUACUUAUUGCAUCGUUAUGUGGUUAUUACAGUUCAACGCAAUAACAAUGUUCCCCUUUACUUCGACCAAACUCGGGACACAAACUGUCAAUUGAUCGCAGUAUGAAAUCUAUUCAUAUGCUACUCACUUUUGAAAAUUGUCAUGAAUGAUCAACAAACAUUUAUCUAUGUUUCAGUCAUUUCCAAACUCCGCUGUAGUCGAGACAGCAUUAAUAACUAAUAUUCUUGUUUCAAGUAUGUUAAUAUUUUCACACCAUAUUUACAUAUCGCUAUGUUCAUCAAUAACCCAAAUCGUUCGACGUUUCUCUAACCUCUUAAAAAUGUAUAAAUAUAAAUAGCUUUUAAAUUGAA
Molecule: messenger RNA, 3302 nt
Organism: Schistosoma mattheei
Lineage: Eukaryota; Metazoa; Platyhelminthes; Trematoda; Strigeidida; Schistosomatidae
Source: the annotation of a GenBank genome assembly